UUGCAUGCUUUCCUUUUUUUCCAGGAGCCGAAAACGGAAAAGAAAUUUCACGUGGAACUCCAUUUCAGUCCCGGCGCUCAUGCUCUCUGUCGUGAUCUUCCUACUGGCUCUGGUUUCAGACCUGGUCGACGCGAGAUGAGUCUUUUGAGUAGUUCCACAUCUCUAGCCGAGACUAGUUUCGAUUCUGCCAGUGAGCACACUGGGGGCUGUUUUGAUCUCUUCACUCCCCAUACCCCUCCUCCACCCUCCCAACACACGACUAUCACCCCCAUAGCACCCUCUUCCAAUCAAGGUCGUAAAAGAGUACCCAAAUCGAGUGUCUCCUGCUGCCGUCCCCUCUGUAUUGAUCGGUCUCUGCCCUCCGAUUUGCAUGAGGUUGGUAGAACUUCAGAACGACCGAAUACUGCUUCAUCUACGACGACUGCAAAGGGGCCAAAUCGAUCUCACUAUGAAAAACACAGGAAGAGUCAACGGGUCUCUCGACAGACCUCUACUGCCUACUGUCCACCAGAAAUUGUCUCAGGUCUGUGUUAUGCAGACGUUGUUAACCAGGAUGCUGUUAUUGGUCAUCGGUCUAGAAUGCAGGAACUGUGGUUCGAGAAUAUGAGAAGUGUUAACCGACAGAAUCGCCUUGGUUUCAAGGUGGGUUCUGAAAGGUCAAUGAGUUCUGGACCAAUGGUUGAACACGCCCUAACCUUUUCCUCUUUUCUGCAAACUGAUUCUAACCCAAUCUGGCAUGAGAAGACAUUGACAACUCUUUGCCAACCACUUCAGAGAUCACUUAGAUCGGAAAAUGGUAAUGUCACCCUACCUCUGUCUCGACCAAUUUCUGCCAAUCUCUCCCAGACCCAUGGAAGAUUCACAAUCACUUCGUCGUUAGAUACUCCUACUGCUGUUUGGAAACCACCUACUUAUGGAAAUCCUCAAAGCCCCUCAUGGUUCACAGAUAGUAUUGACAUAGAGGAUGACGAUAUACAAACAACAGGAGAACCGGAACAAGUUUCCACUUCCCACUCUACUCUGGAUCUCCAUCCAUCAACUCCACCCUUUUCCUAUCCCUCACCAAAACCUUUUUCCAAAGCGCUCAAACAGUUGUCUGUCAAAUCGAGGCAUCUCUCUGCCACCAUACCCUUCUCGCCAGUAAAAUGGCGUGGGCAUCGUGGCUUGUCCCCACCCUCUCUGGCCAUUCGUCGUAGAAUGAGUUUGGGAGAUCAACCACCAGAAUUCCACUCGCUUCAGAACAAAUUCCCAGGCAUCCUGACAGCAGCAGGUGGGGAAGAGCCUGCUAUUGGUGGCAGUAGUGGAAACUUGGGAGCUGAACGAGGGGACAUUGGGGACGAUGCUUCUGGCACAGUGACCCAGGUGUACACCUCUCUGGAUUCAGUUAAGCCGGACAGAGCUCAAGAAUUAUUUAAUCAGGGUGCCCCUGUGGCGCAGUGGUUAAUGGAGUACUUUGAUCAAAUAGAAAAGGCGAAAUGGAGCAAACCGGAGUCCCAAGCGGAUGAUACUGAGAGAAACAGCGGUGGUGCGAGAAAACCAGUUGGCUAUAAACCCAUCCUCUCAGCGGCUGACUACCUCAAAGCGGAUGCUUGUGCUAGUUCAACAGUCUCGAAACCUAAUGACCAGGAAUCUCGUCGUGAUUCAGUUGACGAGGACCAAUUCACAAAAGAGAAGUCUGAUGAACACCAACGAUCCAGCAAUGCAGAGGAUACGCAUACAGAAGCGUCGACCUCAAUCGCUGCAACUCUCUCCGACUUGCAGCAAUUUGAAGUCGCCACUCCAGAGUUGAUCUUACCAGAACCAAGGGCGAGGAAAUCGGCCCCCACUGCAAUGUACUUGGACACCAUUUCCAAGGGUGAAAAUAUUUCCAGACACUCUUCACACACUGAUGUCAUGGACGGAAUGGAACCCAGAGAACUCAAUGCUCUCACGUAUCCCAACUACCAUAUGCAUAUUGACCUUAAAGAACUGCAUCAGUGUCCUCUUGGCAAAGAAACACGUGAUAACGCAUCUCCCUAUUACAAGCGACGUCAUAGAGGUCUAAUUAGCACAGCAGUCAUCCGCGGAUCCAGAGAUACUUAUUCAAAUAGUGUUCCUGAUCUUAUCCAAUUGCUCAACUGUUCACUCAGCGAUGGACCAUCCCAAACAGAGACUCCUCAGAAUCCUGCUGAAAUGAUGGUUCCGAGCGCUCCAAGUGUACCGGAGAUCUAUCCAUUGGAGACGCUUCACAAUGCCAUGACACUUCAUCAAUUGGAAAGUUUCUUCACAGGCCUAACAACGCACAAAUUCCGCUCGCCCUUUACUAAGGGAAACAAUGGAAUAGACAGUGAUGGAGAGGAUCGAGUUUCCCCAGCAGAACUUGCAGUAAAAUUGAAAGCAGAUUCGUCCUGUAAUUUUUCAUUGUCCCCAUCAUUCUCAUCCAAGUUCCAAGCACAUAACCUUGAGAGGCCGGUGCCGGAAUCGACUAGGGAGGGAGGGGCCGAGCGUAAAGUAGACUAUGUAUUGUUAAACAGGGAGUAG
Molecule: messenger RNA, 2520 nt
Organism: Rodentolepis nana
Lineage: Eukaryota; Metazoa; Platyhelminthes; Cestoda; Cyclophyllidea; Hymenolepididae
Source: the annotation of a GenBank genome assembly